Aureobasidium pullulans EXF-150 is the source of this 2268-nucleotide messenger RNA. RefSeq lists its product as uncharacterized. Lineage: Eukaryota; Fungi; Ascomycota; Dothideomycetes; Dothideales; Saccotheciaceae. The coding region runs from base 159 to 1952 and encodes 597 amino acids. The transcript has a single exon. Gene Ontology annotation, molecular function: protein binding. The record is from RefSeq and is a predicted model, not a curated record.
CUCCUGAACGAUGACGACGCCGAGCUACGGGCGAAGAUCUAACUUGCUCAAUUCUACGCAUAUGAGCAGCACCAUCUUCACGCAGCUUUUCACGUUUGCAUGCCAUUCUGGGAUGAGUCAGCGCUGGAAGCGACUACCUAACCAAGCGUCAAGGGACAAUGCUUCCAUCCAUCUUUCUGUUCCGUCCAACUCAGAAUUGUCGGACCCGUCUACGCGCAAAUCGAAAAAUGCAUAUCUCUAUUCAACGUUUUUUUCCCUCUAAAAUGUCGAAAAAGCCAACCCAAAAGCUCGCGCCUAUACAGGAUCUUCCAACAACGCUUCUGCUGAACGUUGUCAAAUACCUCCCAACGCACAGCGUCGUUGCCCUCAGUCUGACGUGCAAGACUCUGUAUGGCGACGAGGUGCUGUACGGAACCUGGAAAACCGCUCUCCGGAAAGAUCAACGAUAUGAUGCUAGUUAUAAUGGCUCAAACUCUCUUGGGUCCUCGAUCAAAAGCCUCCAGACGCGGUCUUUGACCCGAUUGUUGGAGAGGGACAUGCCCUCGCAUUUUUCCUGUGAUAUCUGUAGCAGGCUUCACCCGCAGCGUGAUCCGCUGAAGUUCAUGACUCGAGCUGAUUGCGACUCGUGGGGUGCGUGUACAAGGUACCCGACACAAGGAAACUGGUUACACUACGAUACAUGGGAUCUGCAUCUCAAUUUCGAACACUUGUGUCAGACUUUCUCCCGGCAUGUCAGAGAUACUGGAAGCGCCGCCGCAUUCAUCGCCAGUAAUGCAUUCUCCUCGGGUUGGUCACCAGGUCGCUACAGUGGUCUGCCCUGGAAAGAGAAGCUGGAUUUGAGGCCGAUGGUCCAUGAUGAGACUCUGAUCAUGCAUACAUGCCAGCGCAUUCUGUUCAACAAGAGAGAUAUCAGACCCGCCACUAAUAUCAGACCCGCCACUUCUUGUUUACAACCAAGAACAAUCUCGUCAGUUCUCAAGCCAUGUCAGUGUCCUUGUGGCACGAACGCCGCAGAUCUACUCAACAAAGUCACCAGUAUGCUACACGGCGCAUCCCGGAAGGUCGGAUCAAUUAGUACCAGACUCGAGUUUGAAAAAUGCAAGACAUGUCUGACGCAGUAUUCAGCGAACAUUCAUGAACACGAGGAGAACCUCAUAAUUUGUCUUGACGCGUGGACGACUGUUGGCUCUUUACGUCGAUACCAUGGAUUCGACACAAAGCCAGCAAAUAUGCCCACGAUCCGGUAUCCUGGUGACUAUCUUACGCUUAAGACCAUGCCACGUUUUCCAGACUACCCUGCGGUACAUCACACAUUCCCGACAACAGUGUACUCUAUUCAUAACAAGCCUCACGCCACAGGAGUCUGGACGGGACUAUCAUGUAUACCAUGCGUUUCCCUGGGACUCGGCCCCACAGCUGAGCCAACAGCUACGUUUGGGCCUACAGUCGAACCCAUAAUCACUUUCGAGCCCAUAGUCGAGUCCAUGGUUGCGUUUGGGUCUAAGUUCACAGCUACUUUUCGGACUAAGUCCAACGCUAUGUUCAAUGCCCAUAUCAGAGCGACAACCAAGCUCCUUGAGCCCGCAAGCGUGCCCAAGUUCAAGCCCACAGUCAGGCGUCCGGCUGAGUCUGAAGAUGAGUCUGAAGAUGGGCUUGGGUAUGGGAUCAGGAACGAGCCUACGAUUGAGCAUACCAUUGAGCCAAAAGCGCUCCCCCCAAGCUAUCGAUCCCUGUUCCCAACCAAGCCUGUCAGACAGACGGCUUCGGAAGGGGCCAAACCUCAAAUCGGAAUCGUCCCGCCUGCAGAGAAUGUUACCGCCCCGCCAACUCCAGACGUCAAUAUACCUGCACAAACUUCGGGGCGCGGCAAUGAAGGUCGUCUGGGGAGGAUGAUCGAGGCUCUGCGAGGAAUGUUUACUCGGGUUGCUGGUAGGAAGGGUCGUCUCUCGUGAGCCCAUAGUAACCACGUUUGGUGCCACAUGCGUCGAAAAGGGUACCAAAACGGCUAAAAAAGCAGGCAUGAAUCAGCUAUAAGUGUUUCAGGAGUCUUCAGCAGCUUUGUCAACUACUGAUCCCCAUAAGCCAACCGCCAUCAACAAACCAGCUGUAGUCAUGCAAGAUAAUUUACAUAAUGGAUGACUGCAGUGAUGCCAAUGAGUGCUCACUCAUGGAUUUCAGGAUAACUCAUAACUCUAUAACUCAUAAGUGAGCUCACUCACGCACUCAUGAGUGCUCAUAGCUAUAAGCACUCAUAAGUGCUCAUGAGUU